This is a messenger RNA of Grammomys surdaster, 1664 nucleotides long. RefSeq names its product hydroxysteroid 17-beta dehydrogenase 1 (gene Hsd17b1). The transcript has 6 exons. The coding region runs from base 364 to 1398 and encodes 344 amino acids. The record is from RefSeq and is a predicted model, not a curated record. Gene Ontology annotation, biological process: estrogen biosynthetic process. Gene Ontology annotation, molecular function: estradiol 17-beta-dehydrogenase [NAD(P)+] activity. Gene Ontology annotation, cellular component: cytoplasm. NCBI's taxonomy places the organism in Eukaryota, Metazoa, Chordata, Mammalia, Rodentia, Muridae.
GUUGUCUCAAAACCAAACAGGAAGUUCUGUGAACAGAAGCGUUUUCCCUGUGGUCAGAUCUGCCUAGCACUGCUCAGUUUGAACCUGACAAUCAGCUGCUACCACUAUACAGAGCUUGCUACUUUGUAGAGCACCCUUCCCCUGACCAACUAAGGUAGUUUGGUUUUAUAAACAACACCCUUUUCUCGUGCUUUGACCCACACCAGGUUGGGGAAAGCCUGUCAGGGACCCAACUCAGCCUUGAGAUUGCCAGCAGACACAACAAGGGGUGGGGACACCGUGGGCAGUAGCAGAGCCAAGCAGAUACCCAGCCCUAGCCUGCCACUAGGACCCUUCGGGCUCUGAGCGUCAGUCCUUUUCCACAUGGACCCCACAGUAGUGCUCAUUACCGGUUGCUCCUCUGGAAUCGGCCUACACUUGGCUGUUCGUCUGGCUUCUGACCGGUCCCAGAGCUUCAAAGUUUAUGCCACAUUGCGGGACCUGAAGGCACAGGGACCAUUGUUGGAGGCAGCCAGGGCUAAAGGAUGCCCUCCUGGCUCCCUAGAGAUACUGGAAUUGGAUGUCAGAGAAUCUGAAUCUGUGGCAGCUGCCCAGGCAUGCGUGACUGAGGGUCGUGUGGAUGUACUGGUCUGUAAUGCUGGUCGCGGCUUGUUCGGGCCGCUGGAAGCGCAUGAGUUGAACACUGUGGGUGCUGUGCUGGACGUGAAUGUGCUUGGGACCAUUCGGAUGCUGCAGGCCUUUCUGCCAGACAUGAAGAGGCGCCACUCCGGGCGUGUGCUGGUGACCGCGAGUGUGGGAGGCUUGAUGGGGCUGCCAUUCCACGAAGUGUACUGUGCCAGCAAGUUUGCGCUCGAAGGUCUCUGCGAGAGUCUGGCGAUCCUGCUGCCGCUCUUUGGAGUCCAUGUGAGCCUCAUCGAGUGUGGGGCAGUGCACACAGCCUUCUAUGAGAAGCUGGAGGGCGGCCCGGGCGGGGCUCUGGAGCGAGCAGAUGCGAAGACCCGCCACCUCUUUGCGCACUACCUGCGUAGAUACCAGCAAGCCCUGAGCCAGGCGCAGGACCCAGAGGAGGUGACUGAGGUCUUCUUGACUGCAAUGAGAGCCCCGCAGCCCGCGCUGCGCUACUUCUCCACGAACCGCUUCCUGCCGCUGGCCCGGAUGCGCACAGAGGAUCCCAGUGGCAGCAGCUAUGUCGCAGCCAUACACCGCGAGGCCUUCUCUGAUCUGCAGGCCCAAGAGUAUGCCAAAGCUUGGGCCCAAGUCCCAGGGGACCCGGACACGGCCUCCAGAGCCCUCAUUUAUCUCCCUGAAUGUGCAACCCCUAGGGUGGCAUCUGAAUUGGGGUGGUCAGCCUCGGACAAACCAGGUCAGGACAAAUCAUGUUACCAGCAAAAGAUCUAAGCCAGCGUCUCUUUUUUUUUUUUCUUAUGUUAGAAUAUGUUUUGUUUUAAGACAGGGUCUCACUAUAGCCCUGUCUGGAUUGUAACUCAUAAAGAUCCACCUGCUUCUGCCUCCUGAGUGCUGGAACCUUAGGUGUGUGCAACCACACACUUCUCAGAAUCAUUGAAAUAGUGCAACCGUCUUCAUGGUCAAGAAAAGAGGGCUGAUAUCCAAGUUGCUAGGUUAAGGGGUUUUUCUUUCAAUAAAUAAUUAUCAUACAUGAUGUG